UUCUCUUUCUCUCCUCCCUUAACCAUCAGUUUCCUUCUGCUCUCUCUUCCCUAAGUUUCCUCUCUCUCUAGAUUUAUAGAGAGAGAAAAGCCUCUAUCCUUCAUCUCCCUAUCUCCUUCACUUCAUAAACCCCAUUACCAUAACAUUCUAGAGAGAGAAAAUCCGCCAUUGUUUCACUCUAAGAGAGAGAGAGAAGGAAAAUGGAUGGUGUUUCACCGAAGUUUGUGUUACCGGAGACAUUCGACGGCGUGAGGAUGGAGAUCACAGGCCAGCUAGGCAUGAUCUGGGAGCUUGUCAAAGCACCAGUCAUUGUCCCUCUUCUUCAGCUAGCGGUUUACAUCUGCUUGCUCAUGUCUGUCAUGCUGUUAUGCGAGAGGGUUUACAUGGGAAUAGUCAUCGUCCUCGUCAAGCUCUUCUGGAAAAAACCAGACAAACGCUACAAGUUCGUGCCCAUUCAAGAUGAUGAAGAGCUUGGUAGCUCUAAUUUCCCAGUGGUCCUCGUCCAAAUCCCCAUGUUCAACGAACGAGAGGUAUACAAGCUAUCAAUAGGAGCGGCGAGUGGACUAUCGUGGCCGUCCGAUCGUCUCGUGAUUCAAGUCUUGGACGACUCAACAGAUCCUACUGUUAAGCAAAUGGUGGAGAUGGAAUGCCAAAGAUGGGCAAGUAAAGGAAUCAAUAUAAGGUAUCAAAUCAGAGAGAACAGAGUUGGUUACAAGGCUGGUGCGUUGAAGGAAGGUCUCAAACGCAGUUAUGUCAAACAUUGCGAGUAUGUUGUCAUCUUCGACGCUGAUUUUCAGCCCGAACCGGAUUUUCUUCGCCGUAGCAUUCCAUUCCUCGUCCACAAUCCCAACAUUGCACUCGUCCAGGCUCGGUGGAGAUUUGUAAAUUCCGAUGAAUGCUUGUUGACGAGGAUGCAAGAAAUGUCGUUGGACUAUCAUUUCACUGUUGAGCAAGAAGUCGGUUCAGCAACACAUGCUUUCUUCGGUUUCAACGGGACCGCUGGAAUAUGGAGGAUAGCGGCCAUAAAUGAAGCAGGCGGAUGGAAAGAUAGGACCACCGUGGAAGAUAUGGACCUCGCCGUCCGAGCAAGUCUCCGUGGCUGGAAAUUUCUCUACCUCGGUGACCUUCAGGUGAAAAGUGAGCUACCAAGUACUUUUAGAGCCUUCCGUUUCCAGCAACAUAGAUGGUCUUGUGGACCUGCAAAUCUCUUUAGGAAAAUGGUCAUGGAGAUUGUCAGAAACAAGAAAGUGAGAUUCUGGAAGAAAGUGUAUGUGAUUUACAGCUUCUUCUUUGUGAGGAAAGUCAUUGCACAUUGGGUCACAUUUUGUUUUUACUGCGUUGUUCUUCCUCUCACCAUUCUUGUCCCUGAAGUUAAAGUUCCCAUCUGGGGUUCAGUUUAUAUACCUUCCAUCAUCACUAUUCUAAACUCUGUCGGCACUCCCAGGUCGAUUCAUCUGCUGUUCUAUUGGAUCCUAUUCGAGAAUGUGAUGUCGCUGCACCGGACAAAAGCCACUCUCAUUGGUCUGUUUGAGGCAGGUAGAGCUAACGAAUGGGUCGUGACAGCUAAACUUGGAAGCGGUCAAAGCGCUAAAGGGAAUACAAAAGGGCUUAAAAAGUUCCCAAGAAUCUUCAAAUUGCCUGAUCGAUUGAAUACGUUGGAGCUUGGAUUCGCGGCGUUCUUGUUCGUGUGUGGAUGCUAUGACUUUGUGCACGGGAAGAACAAUUACUUCAUCUACUUGUUUCUUCAGACAAUGUCCUUCUUCAUCAGUGGGCUUGGCUGGAUUGGGACUUAUGUUCCGAGUUAGUAGUUGCGUUUCAGGGGAGAGGGAAAAAAAAGUUAUUAAAUUUCAGCAAAAAUAAAUACAACUUUCAUGGGAAAUCACAAGGAAAAUGGUUUGAGAAGAAGAUAGAGACGUCCGUAGCAAGUAGGAAGAAAAGGAAGCUACUUCUAUCAAAAAGAAGGAAAAGAGGAGACAGGCUCGAAGGGUUCUUUUUAUUUAUCAUUUUACUGCUUUUUUGAAAAAAAAAUAUUUAGCGAUGGGAUUUGUUAUUCAGUAAUUGUGAGAUUUCAAUUUUUUUCCUUUUGAUUUUUUUUUUUUGUUUUUCUAUAAAGUGAGAUUUUGUAUUAUUUUUUUAAGAAGAUUAUGUGUGAGUUCAAAAAUGUUCAAUUA
Brassica napus (rape) is the source of this 2171-nucleotide messenger RNA. RefSeq names its product glucomannan 4-beta-mannosyltransferase 2. NCBI's taxonomy places the organism in Eukaryota, Viridiplantae, Streptophyta, Magnoliopsida, Brassicales, Brassicaceae. Gene Ontology annotation, cellular component: Golgi apparatus. Bases 201 to 1805 code for a protein of 534 amino acids. The record is from RefSeq and is a predicted model, not a curated record. The transcript has 9 exons. Gene Ontology annotation, molecular function: mannan synthase activity.